Molecule: messenger RNA, 650 nt
Organism: Drosophila rhopaloa
Lineage: Eukaryota; Metazoa; Arthropoda; Insecta; Diptera; Drosophilidae
Gene: ND-B18
Product: NADH dehydrogenase [ubiquinone] 1 beta subcomplex subunit 7
Exons: 2
Coding region: 131-484 (117 amino acids)
Cellular component (GO): mitochondrion
Source: RefSeq, a predicted model, not a curated record
AAACGACCACACCCGCGUGCCCUGGUAACCCUGACCAGCAGCUGUCACUUGCAACAAAAACAACAGGGGCACGAAGAAGAAGAACUUUGACAGCUGCGCCGCAACCGAAAUCGAAGAAAAACAUUUUACGAUGGGCAACGCGCUGACACACUACCUGAAACCGGACGUAAUGCCCGGAGCGGAUGUGGUGACCACCUUUGACCCAAUGCUGGGCUUUGAAUCGCGCAAGGAGCGUGUGAUGGUCGCCACCACGGAGGAGAUGGAGUCCGCCAAGCUGCCGCUGGAUGCCCGCGACUAUUGCGCCCAUUUGGCCAUUGCCUACCGCGCCUGCCGCACGGACACCUUCCCCUUUGUGUACAAGUGCGCCCACCAGAAGCAUGAGUACCUCACCUGCGAGUACGAGGACUACGUCCUGCGCAUGAAGGAGUUCGAGCGGGAGCGUCGGCUGCUGGAGCGCCAGAAGCGCCUCAACAAGGCCGCCUAGGCUAAGCUACACACCAUACACACCCUCCCACUAGAAACCAUCCUCUACACCUGUGUCUGCUGUGGCGGGCAGGAGACGCCCCUGGCCGCGGAUCCACUGCCACUGCCCCAUGUUGCAAGCUAGUUUCCAGCGGGAAUGUCAAUAAACAACUCCAUGCUAGUAAUAA